Molecule: messenger RNA, 237 nt
Organism: Saccharomyces kudriavzevii IFO 1802
Lineage: Eukaryota; Fungi; Ascomycota; Saccharomycetes; Saccharomycetales; Saccharomycetaceae
Gene: HTL1
Product: Htl1p
Exons: 1
Coding region: 1-237 (78 amino acids)
Source: RefSeq, a predicted model, not a curated record
AUGUCGCAGAACAAUUCAACUGGUCUGAUUAAUCCCGAAAGAACUUACAAUAAUGUAACUCUGAAAAACCUGACAGCGUUCCAAUUGCUAUCUCAAAGAGAGAACAUAUGCGAGUUAUUCGACCUGGUAGAGGGUACUGAAAGACACGACGGUAUUAUCAACCCUGCAACACAAAGGAGCAAUUUGGAAAAAAUGAAGAAAAUGCUGGAUGGUUUAAAAAAAGAGGUAAAAAAGUAG